UGUGACUUUAGUGGGGAAACCUGUUUUAUUUCUUGGCCUCCCCUUUUCGCUUCGAGAAACCAGCUCCGCCCCUCCCUCGUUUAAUCACCGCCACACAAACGAACUCCCGCUCCCCUCCCAGCACACUGUCCCGCGGCGGGGAAUCCUUCCCCGGUGCUAAGAAGUAUAGGAGGCGGCGGCAGCAACUGCACCGGCAACGGCAGCUUUUACCCCAUACACGGUGGCAGGGAGGCGGCGCUGACGAUGGCUGCAAUUUUUUCUGCGGCUUCUCCCCCUGACCUCUUCCGUUUCUUGCUCCUCCAUCGAGACGGCGCCGGACUCGCCAGCUCCGCUUUUAUCCCGUGCCCGGAGCCUGCGCACUGGAGCCUCCUCAGCCACUAGUGGGCGUCGAGUGACAAUCCGACCGGGUUCACCCAGCGCUGGCAGGCCAGGCCGGGGGGGAGGGGGCUGCCGGGACUGAGGCUGCUUGGGGUAGGAGCAAGUGCACCACCUUGGGAAGUGAUGGGAGGGGGAUCGUCCCCGUCCCUGCUGUCAUCCUUCUACCCACUAGUGGCACCCUCAGGCUCACCAACAUCCAGACUUGAGGGCUACUCGGGGACAGCGGGUAAAGAGCCAAGCCCACCGGCUAGCGAGACCUCCCCAACCGUCGGCGAAUGGAUGAAUGCACCUGUUGUAAAAAAGACGGAGCGUCUGGCCAGCUCGCGGCCUCUAGCGUGACGUCUCCACGCCUCGGCGGAGAGGCCGCGUCGGGCCGCAGCCCAUAACCAAGAUGGCGGCGAGUAGCUUGUCCCUCCCCCCCGCCCCUGCGGAGCGGGGCGGGCGGGCCCCUGCGCUUGCCGCCGCCGCCGCCGCCGCUGCCGCCGCCGCCGCCGCCGCCGUCGCCGCCAUUUUCCCAGAGCGAGAAGCAGUGACACUGAGCGGGCGCAGGGGGCCGAGUCGGAGAUCGAGCCUGAGUUCGGGAGCGGCAGCAGAGGGGGCAUAGACACUCUGAGCAGCCUCGGCGUCUCCUCAGCAUUCCUGACUGUGGCCCGCAGUGCCUGACUCCUGGGUUCUCACUGAAGACGCUGCGCGCUGCUGCUUGGGGAGGGGGUGUGGAGCCGGUUCUGCGACCGCAGUGGCUGUCGUCGGGGGUCGACCGAGCGCUGAGGUGUGGAGAGCCUCGCCCGGGGUCGAGCCGAUAACAGGGUUCGGGUGUCUGGUGUGUGACCAUCACAGGUCUAUUCUGGAUAGCAGGUUUUGUGAAGACAUUUAUUCUUUCUUGGACCUCAGAUUUCCCAGACAUCUCAUGGGUUUGUGGAUGCACUUAGAUGUUUGCAAUGAGCACUGUGGCUGGCAUGCCCCAGUAUUUUGGAUACCAAUGCAUAGGACUCCAUAGUAAUCGGAUUUACCAGAGGCGAACGUCAUGAGCAUAGCGAUCCCAUUGGGGGUUGAUACAACAGAAACAUCCUACUUGGAAAUGGCUGCAGGCUCAGAACCAGAAUCCGUAGAAGCUAGCCCUGUGGUAGUUGAGAAAUCCAACAGUUAUCCCCACCAGUUAUAUACCAGCAGCUCCCAUCAUUCACACAGCUACAUUGGUUUGCCCUAUGCGGACCAUAAUUAUGGUGCUCGUCCUCCUCCAACACCUCCAGCAUCCCCUCCUCCAUCAGGUCUCAUUAGCAAAAACGAAGUAGGCAUAUUCACCACUCCUCACUUUGACGAGACUUCCAGUGCUACUACAAUCAGCACGUCUGAAGAUGGAAGCUACGGCACUGACGUGACCCGGUGCAUAUGUGGCUUUACACACGAUGACGGCUACAUGAUCUGCUGUGACAAAUGCAGUGUUUGGCAACAUAUUGACUGCAUGGGGAUUGACAGGCAGCAUAUUCCUGAUACAUAUCUAUGUGAACGUUGUCAGCCCAGGAGUUUGGAUAAAGAGAGGGCAGUGCUACUGCAACGCCGGAAAAGAGAAAAUAUGUCAGAUGGUGACACCAGUGCAACUGAAAGUGGCGAUGAGGUCCCCGUGGAAUUAUACACUGCAUUCCAGCACACUCCAACUUCAAUCACCUUAGCUGCUUCCAGAGCCCCCAAGGUCACUGAUAAGAGGAGGAAAAAAAGUGGGGAGAAAGAACAAACCUUUCCAAAAUGUAAAAAAGCAUUUCGUGAAGGAUCUAGGAAAUCAUCAAGGGUUAAGGGUUCAGCACCAGAAAUUGAUCCUUCGUCUGAUGGUUCAAAUUUUGUAUGGGAGACAAAAAUCAAAGCAUGGAUGGAUCGUUACGAAGAAGCAAAUAAUAACCAGUAUAGCGAAGGCGUGCAGAGAGAGGCGCAAAGACUAGCGCAAAGACUCGGCAGUGGGAGUGACAGCAAAGACAUGAGUAAACCAGAAUUGAGUGUCAACAAUUCCCUCUUCAGACCUCCUGUAGAGAGCCAUAUACAGAAGAAUAAAAAAAUUCUGAAAUCUGCCAAAGACUUGCCUCCUGAUGCACUUAUCAUUGAAUACAGAGGAAAGUUUAUGCUGAGAGAACAGUUUGAAGCAAAUGGAUAUUUCUUUAAAAGGCCAUACCCUUUUGUUUUAUUCUACUCCAAGUUCCAUGGGCUAGAAAUGUGUGUUGAUGCGAGGACUUUUGGGAACGAGGCUCGAUUCAUCAGGCGUUCUUGUACACCGAAUGCAGAGGUGAGGCAUGAAAUUGAAGAGGGGACCAUACAUCUCUACAUUUACUCUAUACAGAGUAUUCCAAAAGGGACUGAAAUUACUAUUGCCUUUGAUUUUGACUAUGGGAAUUGUAAAUACAAGGUGGACUGUGCGUGCCUCAAGGAAAAUCCAGAGUGCCCUGUUCUAAAGCGCAGCUCAGAAUCCACAGAAAACAUUAAUAGUGGUUAUGAGACCAGAAGAAAAAAAGGAAAAAAAGAGAAAGACAUUUCAAAAGAAAAAGAUAUACAAAAUCAAAAUAUUACUUUGGACUGUGAAGGAACAAACAACAAAAUAAGGAGUCCAGAAACAAAACAGAGAAAGCUUUCUCCAUUAAGGCUGUCAGUGUCCAACAACCAGGAACCAGAUUUUAUUGAUGAUAUGGAAGAAAAAACUCCUAUUAGCAAUGAAGUAGAAAUGGAGUCAGAGGAGCAGAUUGCAGAAAGGAAAAGGAAGAUGACAAGAGAAGAAAGAAAAAUGGAAGCAAUUCUGCAAGCUUUUGCCAGACUUGAAAAGAGAGAGAAGAGACGAGAACAAGCUUUGGAAAGGAUCAGCACAGCCAAGACGGAAGUCAGGCCCGAGUGUAAGGAGUCGCAGGUCAUCUCUGACGCUGACGUGGUCCAGGAACAAGUAAAGGAAGAAACUGCUAUCAAGCCAACUGCUGCCAAAGUGAACAGAACUAAGCAGAGAAAAAGCUUUUCUCGUAGUAGGACUCAUAUUGGACAGCAGCGCCGGAGACACAGAACCGUCAGCAUGUGUUCAGACAUACAGCCAUCCUCUCCCGACGUUGAAGUUCUGUCACAACAGAAUGAUAUUGAAAACACUGUGCUUGCUAUAGAACCAGAAACUGAAGCUGCAGUAGCAGAGAUAAUCACUGAAGUGGAAGCUCCAGCACUUAAUAAAUGUCCCACAAAGUACCCCAAAACAAAGAAGCACUUGGUCAAUGAAUGGUUAAGUGAGAAGAAUGAGAAGACAGGAAAACCUUCAGACAGCCUUUCAGAAAGGCCUCUGCGCAUAACUACAGAUCCAGAGGUGUUAGCUACACAGCUCAAUUCUUUGCCAGGUCUCACUUACAGCCCCCAUGUAUACUCUACUCCUAAGCAUUACAUUAGAUUCACAUCACCAUUCCUUUCGGAAAAAAAGAGAAGAAAAGAAACUACUGAAAACAUUUCUGGCUCAUGCAAAAAGCGAUGGUUGAAGCAAGCCCUGGAAGAAGAAAAUUCAACAGUUUUACAUAGAUAUCAUUCACCGUGUCAGGAAAGGCCCAGGAGCCCUACAGUUAAUGGUGAAAGUAAAAGUCCCCUGCUGCUGAGCGACAGCUGCUCCCUCCCAGAUUUAACCACACCACUAAAAAAACGAAGACUUUACCAAUUGUUAGACUCGGCUUACUCAGAAAGCUCCACCCCUACUCCUUCACCCUACGCCACCCCAACUCACACGGACAUCACUCCUACCGACCCAGCAUUUGCUACUCCCCCACGGAUCAAAUCAGAUGAUGAAACUUACAGAAAUAGUUAUAAACCCAUAUAUUCACCAGUGACCCCAGUGACCCCUGGCACACCAGGAAACACCAUGCACUUUGAGAAUAUUUCUUCCCCAGAAAGUUCUCCAGAAAUAAAGAGAUGCACUUACAAUCAAGAGGGAUAUGACCGACCUUCAACCAUGCUAACGCUGGGGCCUUUUAGAAAUUCCAACCUAAAUGAGCUAGGCCUGCAAGAAAUAAAGACUAUUGGUUACACCAGCCCCAGGAGCAGGACUGAGGUUAAUAGGCCUUGCCCAGGAGAAAAGGAGUCUGUGUCAGACCUUCAACUGGGACUGGAUGCAGUCGAGCCAGCUGCCUUACAAAAAACCAUGGAAACCCCAGCCCACGACAGGACUGAGCCCAGCAGCCAACUGGAUUCGACCCACUCUGGACGAGGCACAAUGUAUUCAUCCUGGGUAAAGAGUCCUGACAGAACAGGAGUUAACUUCUCAGUAAACUCCAACUUGAGGGACUUAACACCCUCUCAUCAGUUGGAGAUUGGAGGCGGCUUCCGAAUCAGUGAGUCCAAGUGCCUGACGCAGGAUGAUGCUAGAGGCAUGUUUAUGGAGACAGCUGUCUUUUGUCCCUCUGAAGAUGGGCUUGUCUCUGGUUUUGGACGGACUGUUAAUGACAGUUUGAUCGACGGGAGCUGCACACCCCAGAAUCCACCACAAAAGAAAAAGGUCUCUCUACUAGAAUACCGUAAGAGACAACGUGAAGCUAGGAAGAGUGGUUCUAAGCCAGAGAACCUUGCUUUGAUUAGUGUGUCACCUCACCCAAGUGGGACCCUAAGCAGCAGUGGCGAUGGCUGUGUCCACAGCAGUGAGAACGGGGAGCAGCCAGAAAACCGGGCUAGCCUGCCUUCAGCACCGCCGGCUGCCACUUGCACUGCCUCCUGUGAAGAAGGCAGCAGUGACUGUCCUGUCAGAGACGCCAACCCCACUGAGAAGACAGACCCAGAAGUUCAGUGGACUGCUUCCACCUCAGUGGAGCAAGUGAGAGAGAGAAGCUAUCAGAGAGCGUUACUGCUCAGUGACCACCGCAAAGACAAAGACGGCGGGGGAGAGUCACCAUGUGUCUCAUGUUCACCGAGUCAUGUUCAGUCUUCACCUUCAUCUCAUUCAAACCACAUUCCCCAGGUGCCCGCUCAGAGCCUAGCCCCUCCUUUGACUGAACCUAUGGCAGACCUUGAUCCUGAAGGUACAGAAGCCACAAGUACAAGUGAAUGUCCAUCCCCUGACACUUCUCAGAGCCCUUCUAAAACAAGCAAGCCUGGUUCACCAGGGCCAAUCAAUCCUGCUCAGUCACAUGGGAAAAUGCUCACAAAACCAGAUUCCCACUGGGAGGCAACUGCCACUGUAUCAGAAGCUGAGAACAGUGUUCACCUAAAACCAGAGCUUCAGCAAAAACAGCUGUCAAGUAACACCCCAGCACUUUCAAAGAACCAUCCUCCUCAGGCCCACGUUCGAAAUGCAAAUGAUCAACUUCCGCAAAAGCUGCCUUCUGCACCAACAAAAUUGCACUGUCCUCCGUCCCCUCACACAGAAAACCCUCCCAAGUCCUCCACGCCUCACACGCCUGUGCAGCAUGGUUACCUCUCACCAAAGCCUCCUUCACAGCACCUAGGAUCUCCCUUCAGGCCUCACCAUUCACAGUCACCUCAAGUCGGAACUCCUCAACGCGAGACUCCAAGAAGUUUGUAUCCAACGGCACAGAACCUUCAAGCUAAUGCUCAGCAGGCACCUUGUGGAGCGUUAUUUACCCAGACACCCUCAGGCCAGUCUUCUGCAGCAUACAGUCCGUUCAACCAACAGGGUCUGAGCAGCACGGCCCCGCCCCCCCCACCCCCUCCGCCUCCUUCAGCAUACUAUCAAAACCAGCAGCCCUCUGCAAACUUUCAGAACUACAAUCAGCUAAAAGGUAGUCUUUCCCAACAAACUGUGUUUACAUCUGGACCAAAUCAAGCACUUCCUGGCACCACAAGCCAGCCAUCCGUUCCUGGACACCAUGUUACUCCGGGCCAUUUUCUGCCGUCUCAAAACCCUACCAUUCACCAUCAAACUGCUGCUGCUGUGGUCCCACCCCCGCCUCCACCACCACCUGCUCCAGGACCACACCUCGUACAACAGCCAAACUCACAUCAGCAGCACUCUGUAGCACAUGUAGUUGGGACAGUUCAUGCUGUCACCCCUGGGUCACACAUUCAUUCUCAAACUGUUGGACACCAUUUACCACCACCUCCUCCACCUCCUGGUCCUGCCCCGCAUCACCAUCCUCCACCCCAUCCUUCCACAGGACUGCAAAGUCUGCAAGCACAACACCAGCAUGUAGUAAACUCAGCACCCCCACCGCCCCCUCCUCCUCCUCCUCCAGCCAGUGUUCUGGUUUCUGGGCAUCAUUCAGCAUCAGGUCAAGCCUUACAUCACCCACCUCAUCAAGGACCUCCACUUUUUCCUGCGAGUGUUCAUCCGGCUGUACCGCCGUACCCCUCACAAGCCACACAUCACACCACUUUGGGACCGGGACCCCAACACCAGCCUUCCGGAACAGGGCCACAUUGUCCAUUACCAGUUCCAGGUCCUCAUCUCCAGCCCCAAGGACCAAACAGUAUUCCAACACCUACUGCUUCAGGGUUCUGUCCUCAUCCUCACCCUGGCUCUGUGGCCCUGCCACAUGGGGUGCAAGGACCUCAGCAGGCAUCGCCAGUGCCUGGACAGAUUCCAAUUCACAGAGCACAGGUGCCACCAACAUUUCAAAACAAUUACCACGGUUCAGGGUGGCAUUAAAAUGGACUCCAAUAACAUUUUUUAAAAUGUUCUGUAAGAUAAACUGUAUAUUUCAUAUGUACCUGUUAAGGUACUUUUUAAAGCUUGUACAUGAAACUUUGUAUAAAAAAAGACAAAAACAAAACAAACAAACAAAAAAAAAACAAAACACCAGUGCUCUUCCAUUGUAUUUUUCCCAUUUUUGCUUUUUAAGAUUCCGUAUGAAAUGUGCUAAGCCAGUCGUAGGCAUCUUAAUUCUGUAAGUGAGCAUUCCAACUGUCUUUCUGACCAGAGAGCUGAUGUACAUGACCUUAAAUUUCAUUGUUGCAGUUAAAUUCAUUUAGUGACUAUUUUCUGUAUUAUUUUAUACAUAUGCAUUAAGUAUACAGCUAAAGAAAGCACUAAGGAUUUUCUUUUUUAUGGUCAGCAGUUCUUUGAGUGCACCUUAGGUCUGAAAAUGCAAUGCAGGUUUUUAUAAUUUGGUGUGGACAUGGCUCAUUUUGUUUUAUCAGUUUUUUGCAAGCAAAAUGUAAUUUAAUGUGUAGAUAAUUUCUAGUGUCUCCUGACAGAUGUAAAUACUGCAUUUCUUUUGCGUGUAUAAUUGCUUCCCACCCUUUUCAUUUGGUAUAUAGCAUUGUACAUAUGCAAGUCUUUGCAAAAGUGUGAUCUCUGUGGAGUAGUACAGCACAUGGCCUUUCCUUUUUAUUUCAGUAUGCUGUCACAUUAAAGCACUGGCUGGGCAUUUUAAUUCAUGUUAAUAAACCACAAUUAUGUCAGUUUUACUAAA
Rattus rattus (black rat) is the source of this 7739-nucleotide messenger RNA. It is a transcript of the gene Kmt2e, whose product is annotated as lysine methyltransferase 2E (inactive). The record is from RefSeq and is a predicted model, not a curated record. Gene Ontology annotation, molecular function: protein binding. Bases 1403 to 6973 code for a protein of 1856 amino acids. The transcript has 27 exons. Lineage: Eukaryota; Metazoa; Chordata; Mammalia; Rodentia; Muridae.